GCCGGGGAAAAAAAAAAAACGGGGAUGAUGAACAGAGGGAUGAAAAAGAGGAGGAGUGGUUUCGGGGAACGGGUGAUGAAAUGACGGAGCACAUGGCUAACCUGAAGAAGUUUAUGGAGCAUGUCCAGCAGAGGAACGUCGAAAAAGUGGCAAAGGCGCUGGAGAAGGGGCUCGAUCCCAAUUUUCAUGAUCCAGACACGGGAGAAUGCCCGCUGACUCUGGCGGCCCAGCUGGAGGGAUGUGCAGACAUGAUAAAGGUGCUGAGGAGUGGCGGCGCCCAUCUGGACUUCAGGACCAGAGACGGGAUAACAGCCCUGCACAAGGCCGUGAGGACCAAGAACCACACCGCCCUCAUCACGCUGUUAGACCUGGGCGCGUCUCCGGACUACAAGGACAGCCGGGGGCUCACCCCCCUGUACCACAGCUCCAUGGUGGGGGGGGACCCGUACUGCUGCGAGCUGCUGCUGCACGACCACGCCCAGGUGGGCUGCAUGGACGAGAACGGCUGGCAGGAGAUCCACCAGGCCUGUCGCCACGGACACGUGCAGCACCUGGAGCACCUGCUGUUCUACGGGGCGGACAUGAGCGCGCAGAACGCCUCGGGGAACACGGCGCUGCACGUCUGCGCGCUCUACAACCAGGAUAGCUGCGCCAGGGUCCUUUUGUUUCGAGGGGCGAACAAGGAAAUAAAGAACUACAACAACCAAACGGCAUUCCAGGUGGCUAUUAUUGCUGGGAAUUUUGAUCUGGCUGAAAUCAUAAAGAUUCACAAACUAUCAGAUGUUGUGCCUUUCAGGGAGACCCCCUCCUACACCAACCGGCGGCGCGUGCUGGUUAGCGGGACCCUGGCGUCGCCCCGCUCGCUCCUCCGCUCCGCCAGCGACAACAACCUCAACGCGGAGGGACGCGGGCCCCCCCACUCGCCCGUGCCCUCCCUGCGCAGCCUGCCGCCGCUGGCGGGGCAGCCGGGGGGCGAGGGGGGGGCCGACAGCAGCCUGCAGAGCACCGGCAGCUCCCGCAGCUCCCACUCCCGCUCGCCCUCGCUGCACCGCGUCCAGGAGGAGGCCGACAAGCUCAGCCUGAGGAGGCACGCCCGCGGGAGGCUCAGUCCCAGCACGGUCCAGCGGGACCCCAGCCCCCCUCCCCAGCCGCCGCCGGCCCUGCCCGGGCCCCGGGGCCCCAAGAGGAAGCUGUACAGCGCCGUCCCCGGGCGCACCUUCAUCGUGGUCAAGCCCCACACGCCGCAGGGGGAGGGCGAGAUCCAGCUCAACCGCGGGGAGAGGGUGAAGGUGCUGAGCAUCGGUGAGGGGGGGUUCUGGGAAGGCUCGGUGAAGGGCCGGACGGGCUGGUUUCCUGCGGACUGUGUGGAGGAGGUGCAGAUGCGACAGUAUGACCCGCGUCUUGAGACGAGGGAGGACCGGACCAAGAGGCUGUUCAGGCAUUACACGGUGGGCUCCUAUGACAACUUCACCUCCUACAGCGAUUACAUCAUCGAGGAGAAGAACGCCGUCCUGCAGAAGAAGGAGAACGAGGGCUUCGGGUUCGUGCUGCGGGGGGCGAAAGCGGAGACGCCCAUCGAGGAGUUCACGCCCACGCCGGCCUUCCCCGCGCUGCAGUACCUGGAGUCCGUGGACGUGGAGGGCGUGGCCUGGAGGGCGGGGCUUAGGACCGGGGACUUCCUCAUCGAGGUGAACGGGGUGAACGUGGUGAAGGUGGGGCACAAGCAGGUGGUGUCCCUCAUCCGGCAGGGGGGCAACCACCUCCUGAUGAAGGUGGUCUCCGUCACCCGCAAGCCCGAGUCGGAGGAGGUGGUGCGGAAGAAAGCUCCGCCACCCCCCAAGAGGGCCCCCAGCACCACGCUGACGCUGCGCUCCAAGUCCAUGACGGCCGAGCUGGAGGAGCUGGCGUCCGCACGGAGGAGAAGAGGGGAGCGGUUUGACGAGAUGCUGGCCUCCCAGGAGCCGGUGGCGAGGGCCCCCGUCGCCGAGGUCGACUACAGGGCCGCCACGGUGAAGCAGCGGCCGACCAGCCGGCGAAUCACGCAGGCCGAGAUCAGCUCGCUGUUUGAGCGUCAGGGGAUGGUGCCUCACGGUGGGCUGCACCCGGGACUGGACAAGACUCACAUGCCGCUGCCCAAAGGGAUGUCCCGGACCAAGUCUUUCGGGGCGUCUGAGGAGGACCGGUUGUCAGCCUUGGUGGGAGAGGCUCGGUUUCCAAGGAGCUCGUCGAUGACGGACAGCCUCAGAGACAGCCACAGCAUCCCUCCGCCUCCCCAGACCGCGCCCCCUCCUCCCCCGUCCCCCUACUACCAGGACACGCCCCCGGCCUUCUGCCCGCCCCCUCCGCCGGGGCGGGGCCACGACCAGGGCCGGUCCAGCUUCAAGCCCGGCGCGGAGGCCAAGCUGCACGCCCUGGCGCAGGCGGCGGCGGCGGCGGAGAUCUACGACCCGCCCCGGGCCGCGGCGCACGCCGAGCGGCAGAAGAAGGCGCGGUCCAUGAUCAUCCUCCAGGACUCCUCCCACCUGCCCGUGGAGCCCACCGACCUGCCGCGGCUGGGGCCCUCCGCCGCGCCGCCCGAGAAGAUCAAGAGGAAAGGGCGGGUCAUCGACAACCCAUACGCCAACGUGGGCCAGUUCAGCAUCGGCCUGUACACGCCCACCAAGCCGCAGCGCAAGAAGAGCCCGCUGGUCAAGCAGCUGCAGGUGGAGGACGCGCAGGAGCGGGCGUCGCUGGCGCUGGCCGCCGCCCACUCCCGCGAGCACUCCCCCACGGGCCGCGUCCCGCACACCAGCCGGGCCGAGUACUACCAGCAGCAGCUGCUGCAGGAGCGGGCGCGGGCGCAGGCCGAGGGGCCCUUCUCCGCCGUCAUCGCGGGCGCCGUGCGGGACCGGGAGCGGCGGCUGCAGGAGCGGCGCCGGUCCACCGUCUUCCUGUCGGUCGGCACGGUGGAGGGCGGCAGCUCCGCCCACGAGCUGUCGCCCUCGCUCACGCAGUCCCGCUCCAUCGACGAGCGGCUGCUCAGCCGGGAGCUGGGCCAGCUGCCGCCGCCCGCCCCCGCCCUGGCGCCCCGGGCCCUGCCCGGCGGCACCACCUUCAUCCACCCGCUGACGGGCCGGCCCCUGGACCCGCACUCCCCGCUGGCCCUUGCGCUGGCCGCAAGGGAGCGGGCGCUGACGUCCCAGAGCCAGUCCCCCGUGGGCAGCCCCGAGGCCAGGACUAAGCACGAGGCGCCGGGGCCGCUGUUCGUCGACACUCAGACCAAAGAGGCGGAGCGCUGCGAGGCGGAGGGCGGGGCGGUGUCUCCGCCCUACUCCCCCCCGCCGGGGGCCAAAGCGGGCUACGGGCCCCCCUCGGGCGCGGCCGCGGCCCCGGGCCCCUCCAAGAGCCCGUGGGGGAGCCCGGCGACGCUGCGGAAGGAGCUGGACCCCAGGGCGGAGGGGCGGAAGGACGACAGGAAGCAGGAGGACAAGAAGAGCAUGAUCAUCAGCAUCGUGGACACGUCGCAGCAGAAGACGGCCGGCCUCGUCAUGGUCCACGCGACCAGCAACGGGCAGGCGGCGGCGGAGCUGGGCCUGGAGGAGGCGUCGGCGUCGCCGGCGGGGACGCCCACCGAGGCCCCGAAACCCGCGCUGGGCGAGCUGAAGCGCGGGGCGUCGCCCGUCCCGGCGGCGGCGGCGGCGGCGAUGGCGGCGGCCGGCCCGCCUCAGGGGAGCCCCGCGGCGGAGAAGAAGACGCUGGCGCAGGGCAGCUCGGAGGAGGACGUGGAGCCCUACACCGUCACCCUCCCGCCCGCGCUGCUCUCCUCCAGCGACGAGGAGACGCGCGAGGAGCUGCGCAAGAUCGGCGUGGUGCCGCCGCCCGACGAGUUCGCCAACGGGCUCCUGGCCAAGCAGGCCGCCGCCGCCGCCGCCGCCGCCGCCGGCCCCCAGCUGGCCCGGCUGGUGGCGCCCGCCGCCCAAACCCAAGCAGCAGCAGCAGCAGCAGCAGCAGCACACCCCCCCGCCGGAGGAACACCCUCAGGGAAGCCCUCGGACGCCCACCUGGCGCCCGAGUCGGCGGCCGACUCCGGGGUGGAGGAGGUGGACGCCCGCAGCUCCAGCGACCACCACCUGGAGACCACGAGCACCGUCUCCACCGUCUCCAGCAUGUCCACCCUGUCGUCGGAGAGCGGCGAGCCCACCGACACCUACAGCUCCUACGCCGACGGGCAGACUUUUAUACUCGACAAGCCGCCAGUGCCUCCCAAGCCCAAACUCAAGUCCCAGCUCGGCAAGGGGCCGGUGACCUUCAGGGACCCCCUGCUGAAGCAGUCCUCGGACAGCGAGCUCCUCUCGCAGCAGCACGCGGCGGCGCUGGCCGCGGCCGCCAGCGCCGGGCGACCCCGCUACCUCUUCCAGAGACGCUCCAAGCUUUGGGGGGACCCCGUGGAGCCGCGGCUGCCCCCGGGCCCCGAGGACGGCAAGCCCACUGUGAUCGGGGAGCUGAGCUCCCGGCUCCAGCAGCUCAACAAGGACACGCGCUCGCUGGGGGAGGAGCCCCUGGGGGCCUCGCUCGACCCCGGGAGGAAGUCCCCGGUGGCGGGAGCCAGACUCUUCAGCAGUUUAGGGGAACUCCACACCAUUUCCCAGAGGAGCUACGGCACCACCUACACCAUCCGCCCGGGCAGCCGCUACCCGGUCACCCGCCGGACCCCCAGCCCGGGGAAGGGCUCCCCGGACCGGACCGACCCGCUGGGGCCCAUCCGGGGCUACGGCCUGGCCGGCUCGCCCACCACGCCCCCCACCAUCCUCAAGUCGUCCAGCCUGAGCAUUCCGCACGAGCCCAAGGAGGUGCGCUUCGUCAUGCGCAGCUCCAGCGCCCGCAGCCGCUCGCCCUCGCCCUCGCCCUCGCCCCUGGGCUCCCCGCUGCUCGCCCUGCGGCCCUUCCACCAGAAGCCCCUGCACCUGUGGAACAAGUACGACGUGGGCGACUGGCUGGAGAGCAUCAACCUGGGCGAGCACCGGGACCGCUUCCAGGAGCACGAGAUCGAGGGCUCGCACCUGCCCGCCCUCACCAAGGACGACUUCGCCGAGCUGGGCGUGACGCGCGUGGGCCACCGCAUGAACAUCGAGCGCGCGCUCAAGCAGCUGCUGGAGAGCUGACGCAUCGCCCGCCCCCGCCCCCGCCGCCUCCUCCUCCUCCGCCUCCGCCACCGCCACCGCCC
Molecule: messenger RNA, 5203 nt
Organism: Anguilla anguilla (European eel)
Lineage: Eukaryota; Metazoa; Chordata; Actinopteri; Anguilliformes; Anguillidae
Product: SH3 and multiple ankyrin repeat domains protein 3-like
Exons: 20
Coding region: 81-5141 (1686 amino acids)
Cellular component (GO): postsynaptic density; dendritic spine; postsynaptic membrane
Molecular function (GO): ionotropic glutamate receptor binding; synaptic receptor adaptor activity
Source: RefSeq, a predicted model, not a curated record